AUGGCCCUGACCCUGCUGCUCCUCACCUUCCUGGCCUACUUGACAGGUAGUUUUGUGCUGAGUCAGAUCCCCUCUGUGUUGGGGUCUCCAGGGCAGAGGGUCACCAUCUCUUGCACCCGCAGCAGUGGAGAUAUCAGUUCCUACUAUGUGGACUGGUACCAGCAGCGCCCUGCGAGUCCCCCCACAAAUGUGAUCUACAAAGACAAUAUCCGACACUCUGGGGUUCCCAGUAGGUUUUCUGGGUCCAUCGAGAGUUCCUCCAAUGCUGCCCACCUGACCAUCUCUGGGGAGCAGCCUGAAGACGAGGCUGACUAUUAUUGCCAGUCGUAUGAUAGCAGCUAUAGUCCCCCAGUGCUCCAGACCCAUGGGGAACUGAGACCCAAACUCCCCAGAACCCUCAUGUCCCACCAACUCAGCUCUGUCAGCCCAGGAAAUUGUGAGAAGGAGUGCUUUGCAGGAGAGACACCCCUUCAAGAAAACAACCUUAAAUCUGUUCUGCAGACCAGCCACCCCAGUGCUCACCAGGUUCAGGAGACUGUUGAGGAAGUACCAAUGAAGCUGAGUACCUUCAUCAAUUUCCCCCAGAAAGCUUUGAUGGUGCGCUAUGAGGACAAUAACUCUCCCAAUAUGGAUGUUUUGGAGCUCAAGAAUCUGCUUCUAAGAUUCAGCUUAGGAGCUGUUACAACUGUCCUAGGACAGUAG
Sorex araneus (European shrew) is the source of this 702-nucleotide messenger RNA. RefSeq lists its product as uncharacterized. The record is from RefSeq and is a predicted model, not a curated record. The transcript is spliced from 4 exons. Bases 1 to 702 code for a protein of 233 amino acids. Gene Ontology annotation, biological process: immune response; immunoglobulin production. NCBI's taxonomy places the organism in Eukaryota, Metazoa, Chordata, Mammalia, Eulipotyphla, Soricidae.